Symbiodinium sp. CCMP2592 is the source of this 2607-nucleotide messenger RNA. The record is from the annotation of a GenBank genome assembly. NCBI's taxonomy places the organism in Eukaryota, Dinophyceae, Suessiales, Symbiodiniaceae.
AUGCACCCAGAGCCUGAGACAUCGCGCGGUGCGGUGGAUGCCCUGGAAGAUCUCGAGCCCGACCUUCUGCGAAGUGUACCCCUCCAUGUUUGUUUGGCCGCCGGGGCUUGGCAAGAAAUACAGCGUGCUGGCGCAUCCGUGCAGGAUGCAACCGGCGAGUAUGAGUUUUUCUUCAGCCACGACUGGAAGACGUCAAGAUGGCUGAAGCAAAUCUCCCUGUUGGCUGUUUUCAACGGAGUUCCCGCUGCAGCCAGCAGCUUUAUCAUCAGCUUUGGGCUCGGCGUGAUGGCCUCGUGUGGUUUACUCAGUCGUUCUGCAUGGCUGCUAUUGCCCGGCCACAUCGCACCAUUUCUGGUCUUGCUUUUCUGGCAAGACAUGCGGCGUCUCUUUUUGCGGCCUCGGCGUGCAUUCUUGGAUAGCCUCUGCAUCCCUCAGGAGGAUCCCAUCCUCAAGGAGCGGUGCAUUCGCCGACUUACCUCUUACCUGAGCCGAUCGAAGAAGCUCAUUUGUCUCUGGUCGCCGGACUACUUCCGGAGGCUUUGGUGUACAUUCGAGGUUGGCUUCUUCUUGAUGAGACAGGGGCAGGUGGAGAACAUCACGUUCGUACCAGUUCAAAUCGGGACAUUGUGCACGCUCUGCUAUGCUACAGCGACUGUUUUUCGACUGACCUUGUUUGUGGUGCAGUACUCGGGCCUGCCCUUCGUCGAUUUUGUUAUCGUGGUUAGCAUCGCUGUCUUCGUUCUGGCCGUUUGUUUGACCCCAGCCUUCUUCCUGUACUGGAGCGCACUGUUAAGGGACGUCGCAGAUCUGCCGAGACAGUUGCGAGAGUUCCGGCUUCAACGCUCCGAAUGCUUCUGCUGCUCACACGGGCACCGACAUCCCGUGAGCGGGGACACAAUCUUCUGUGAUCGUACGCUCAUCUACCAGAACCUGAAGGCGUUUUGCAAGUGGAAAGGCGGGGAAGAAGACAUGCUGGACCUUUUCAAUGGGCAUGUACACCGAGUUCUGGCACCAAGCAUCCAGCGGAAGUCGAGACACAAUCUGUUCGUGCUGAAGUACACUCUCAUUGCGACUCUUGCGGCCUGCUUCCCCCACCUAUCUGUUAGCAUUCCACGAAGUCUGGAAGAGAGGCAGACCGGUUGGGAAGCUAACGUCCUCUUUGCAGGCAGCCAGCUUUUUCUGGACCUGGCCGUUGUGUUUUUGCUGCGUGUGACGCUGUUGAUCGGCGAGUGCAGAGCGGGAGGUUUUGCCUUGGACAGAGGCCCGGAGGGCUUGAGGCACAAGGUGAAAGACCGUGACACGCAGAGUGUUUGGAACAAUGCGGGGCAGUACUUGCUUCGUCCAGAGGCUGCCGAGGCAAUUUUCUACAUGUUCUACUACACUGGCGAUCCCAAAUACCGGCGAUGGGCAGGCGAGAUCAUGGAGGCUAUCGAGAAGAACUGUCGCACCACACAUGGCUACAGUGCAGUGACUGACGUGCGGCGGAGCCCGGUGACCCUGCGAAACGAGAUGGAGACCUUCUUUUUGGUAGAGCUGAUUGCAAUGCUUCAGCUGAUCGGGCUCUGGGGGCCCAGUGCUUUCGAAGUUGCGGGUUACAGGGCCGUCGACCUCAUGGCAAAAGAACGUACUGUGGAGGCUUCGAACAUCGGAUCCGAUGCGGAUGCGCUUAAGACAGUGUCUCGGGAGACGGCUGCGGCACUGCUGGAGGCUUCUGAUGCCUUCCUCUUCGACUGCGACGGCACCCUGUACCAUGCUGGCGAGGUCCUUCCCAACGUGGCCGAGGCGAUAGCCCAUCUUAGACGCUUGGGAAAGGCUGUCUUCUUCGUCACGAACACCUCUUCCAGGAGCAAAGAGCAGCUCAGGGACAAACUCUGCGCCCUGGGAAUCGAUUGCCAGGCAGAGGAGUGUGUGCCUUCGGGGGUGUUCGCCGCGUCUUACAUCAGGCACAGCCAUCCAGAGGCCUCGAAUCUCUACAUCAUCGGUGGCGGUGGCCUCGUUGCAGAGUUUGAGAAGCUUGGCUUCUGUUGCCACGGCGGUCCCACUGAGGACGAAGAGCGCUUCAGCGAGGACGGUUUCAAGGCUCUGGCCGAAGAGGUUGCUGCAACACGCUUCGAUGGCGUGGUGAUUGGAUGGGACACUGCCAUCACGUACUACAAGAUUACAAAGAGUGCCCUCGUCUUCCAACUCCAUCCUGAGUGUUUCUUCUAUGCUACGAACGAUGAUCCUGCGGACCGAGUGGGCAGGUGUUUGCUGCCUGGAAACGGGCCGCUGCUCAAAGCCGUGGAGGCCGCUUGCUGCGCCUGCGCAAGGCAGCGCAGCGGCCGAGAGAAGCCCUGGGGCCAAGAGGCCGAGGUGCUGGGCAAGCCCAACCCAGCCUACGCUCAGCUUGUCGCCGAGUGGCACGGCCUGGACUUGCGACGCACCGUGAUGGUGGGUGAUCGCCUCGACACUGACAUCGAGAUGGGCAGGCGAGCUGGCAUGCUGUCACUGCAUGUGCUCACCGGAGUUGAUGACCUGACGCAGAUUGAAGCCAAGGGCAUCGUUCCGGACUUCGUGUUGCCCAGCGUCGGCCACCUUUGGACCCAGAGGUCUCAAAGCAGCCUUUGA